Messenger RNA from Pristis pectinata (smalltooth sawfish), 3594 nucleotides. It is a transcript of the gene rhcgb, whose product is annotated as Rh family, C glycoprotein b. Lineage: Eukaryota; Metazoa; Chordata; Chondrichthyes; Rhinopristiformes; Pristidae. Gene Ontology annotation, molecular function: ammonium channel activity. The transcript is spliced from 11 exons. Gene Ontology annotation, cellular component: plasma membrane. Gene Ontology annotation, biological process: ammonium transmembrane transport; ammonium homeostasis. The coding region runs from base 174 to 1568 and encodes 464 amino acids. The record is from RefSeq and is a predicted model, not a curated record.
AUAAUCUGAGCCACCGGAGGGGAGAUUCACUUGCGGUUCAAUAACUGACUCUGAAAGUCGAAGUUGUUUCUCGGUCCUCUCGAGAAAAGUUGCGAAUUUAACUUAAGCAUUUCUAACUAAUUAAGCCUUAUUUUAUUUCUUUGGAAAAAGAGACUUUCUAGUGAGACAGCAGAAUGAAGAACACCUUGAUGCGCUGGAGACUGCCUGUGAUCUGUUUUAUUUGGCAGUUGGCGAUGAUAAUUCUCUUCGGCGUUUUCAUAAGAUAUGACGAAGAAUCAGACGCUCACUGGAUCGAAACCAAGAAAACUCAUAACAUCAGCAGCGACUUGGAGAACGAUUUCUACUUCAGGUACCCGAGCUUUCAAGAUGUUCAUGUGAUGAUUUUCGUGGGAUUUGGGUUUCUGAUGACUUUCCUAAAGAGAUACGGAUUUGGAAGUGUCGGAUUCAACUUCCUCAUUGCAUCCUUCAGUAUCCAGUGGGCUCUGCUGAUGCAAGGAUGGUUUCAUUCCCUAGAUUAUAGCGAUGGAAAAAUUAAAAUUGGCGUGGAAAGUCUGAUAAAUGCUGAUUUCUGUGCUGCUUCGGUGCUGAUUGCAUUUGGAGCUGUCCUUGGAAAAGUUAGCCCUGUGCAGCUGCUAAUCAUGGCGCUGUUUGAAGUGACUCUAUACGCAGUGAAUGAAUACAUCAUACUGAACCUUCUUGGGGCCCGGGAUGCUGGUGGCUCGAUGGUUAUCCAUAUGUUUGGUGGCUAUUUUGGACUUGCAGUCACUCGUAUUCUGUACAGGCCGAAGUUGGAUCAAAGCAAGAACGAGUCCGUCUACCAUUCCGACAUCUUCUCCAUGAUUGGCACCCUUUACCUCUGGAUGUUUUGGCCCAGCUUUAAUUCUGCAAUUUCUAACCACGGGGACGGCCAACAUCGUGGAGCCAUCAACACUUAUGCCUCGCUGGCUGCCUGUGUCCUCACCACCAUCGCUAUCUCCAGCCUCUUUGAGAAGAAAGGGAAGAUCAACAUGGUUCACGUUCAGAAUGCAACACUUGCUGGCGGCGUGGCGCUGGGCACGGCCGCUGAAAUGAUGCUCUCUCCCUACGGAUCGCUGAUCGUUGGUGCCGUGACUGGAGUUAUAUCAACAUUGGGUUUCAUCUACGUCUCGCCAUUCCUGGAGAAAUAUCUUCAUAUCCAAGACACCUGUGGCAUCCACAACCUACAUGCGGUCCCGGGAUUGAUCGGAGCCAUUGUGGGGGCGGUGACUGCGGCUGCUGCAACGGAAGGAGUGUACACCAAGGAGGGGCUGGUCGCUGCUUUUGGUUUCGAGGGUAGAUUUGAAGGGAGAACCCCAAGUGUCCAAGGGGGGUUUCAAGCUGCUGCUCUUUGCGUCACUCUGGUCAUUAGCCUGACGGGAGGAAUCAUUGUCGGUUUUAUUCUUAAAUUGCCCUUUUGGGGAGACCCAUCAGAUGAAAACUGCUUUGAAGAUUCGGUCUACUGGGAGGUGCCAGAAGAAGAAGCUCUGUACAGUGUCCAUUCCUUAAACACCCCGCCCUUGAAAACAAAUACCAAUGGAGACAGUCAGUAAUGGCACCAGAUGAUUGUGUGUUGUGAUUGACAUUACCAAGAGGGCUUUUUGUUCAACCCUUCUGUGUUCUCUCCAGUACAAGCGAGAGCAACAACUUCAGUGAACUCAUCCUAAAAUGCACCAACUUACAAGUGAACUUUACCAAAAGGCUGGUGGUUGCUGGAGUACUCCCAGCCCCUUCUCCAUCAGGGACUGGACUCUCUCCAUCUCUUCAGCCUCAGUUACUGGGAAUAUUUGCUGUUACUGGAGGGCUUUUUCUUUGAGUGGUUUGCUUUUCCAGUGACAGCUCCAUUCGUACAUAGGCUGCUCGCUGCCACCAGCGGAUCUCUGCCUCUUUCUUCCCCCCAAGUCCUGUCUCUUUGUUUGCCUGUGUGCCUCUCCUGAAGGUGCUGGCUCUUGCUGGGGUGGGGAUAACAGUCUCUCAAGCUCCUGACAGCCAAAUGUUCACACAAAGGCAUGUGAGUGUUAUGGAUCUAUAUAGUGCCUUUCACCAGCUCCAGAAGCCCCAGUGGGCCUAACAACCAAAGGUUAAGUGUUUUUGCCGCUGACCAGUUUGACAAGAGGACUGAACCUGAUCUAAUUCUUCUUCCUAAACCACACUCAGCAAACGGGGGCUGUGUUAGGGAAGGGAAGGAGGUCUCGGGUAUUACACGGGUCUCUCGCUAGUUGUCCGCACCUUCUCAUGUUCAGUUCUGUCAAAGCCACCUGUGCUGUGUCUGCAGGGAUGGGUACAAGCAGUAGCCGCACCCUGCUGCACACUCAGUGCUGGCUACCGAGGACAAACUUCACCCACCAUUGCAACAAAAAAAUCAGGUGAUUGGAGAUCAGAAUCCUGCCCAGAUUCUGGACUUAAGUCUUGCUGAUAAUUCCCUGCGGUCUGUCUUUAGUGAGGGAGGUCAGGGGAAGUUGAGAUGGCGGAGAGGAUGUGCUCAAUGAUGGACUGUCCGGAGGAGGAAGCUUGCCCCUUCCUGGUUCAAGCUCCUGCAGCCUGUCCUAGUGUAGGAGGGGGCUAUUCUGAAUGAAGCAAACUAACUUCACACCAAACGGAGAUUGGAACCUGGUUUAGAGUACAACGGAAGUUUCAAGUGAUGGGGACUUAAAUUUCUGGGCCUCAUUUCGACGUCAUGACAACAGCUGACGAGAAGUGGGAGAGGUGGCUCUCGUGAUGAUAGGAGUGGGGUGCAGGGAAUGGAAGUUUGGCUUUAUCGGGGACAGACGGGUGUCCCCUGUUUCAAGUGUCACCUCCACCCCAUCUCUUUCAGCCUGAUGGUGUUUGCUAAACUCCCAACUCGAUUGAAAAGCUGUGGACUUGUUAUUGGGAGUGCUGGUUCAGCCUGUACAUUGGAGGUUGGGUGGGAUGUAUGCCUCGCAUAUUGUACAGCAAGCCAAGACAAUUUAGUCAGAAAACAGACUCUACUUAAAGAGCAGAGGAAACAGAAGCUGUAGCAACUUCUCACACAGAAGCAGAAUAACUUCUCCAGAAAAAAUGCAGCAUUGAGAAUAAUGAGAUAUAAAUUAUGUAGAGGUCAGAUACUGUGGUCACUGAGAAUGACUGGCAAGGAAAUGAUCCGAUCAUUUGUGCUCUGCUGAUUUACCCUGCAUGCAACCAAUAGAAGGGCCCAGUUGAUGUGGAACCCUGAUCAGAUCACUGAGUUUGAGAGGCAUCUCCUCUGCUGGAAUGUAACGGUGUUAAACUCAGAGAUUGGUGAGGACAGAGUGGGACAUGGAGGCCCCACUAUCUCAGCAACUCAUUCACUCUAAGCAAAGGGAGCAGAACCAACUUCCACUCUUUCUGUGGUAAUAUCUCUGCCCUUUGUUACACAUAAAACACUUCUCAUGGUGAUUCUUAAGGCAACAAUUUUCUCAGCGUUGUUAAGGAUUGUUUAAUCCAUCAACACUGCAUGACUUAACAGAUGUCUAAAGUCCACCAAACAUUCACCUUUUUCAUUUUUAUUCAUUAAAUUCAGCUUAGAGUCUUAGAGUGACAGAGAUACACAGCUCAGAAACAGGACCUUCAGCCCACCUA